Molecule: messenger RNA, 1070 nt
Organism: Salarias fasciatus (jewelled blenny)
Lineage: Eukaryota; Metazoa; Chordata; Actinopteri; Blenniiformes; Blenniidae
Product: troponin I, slow skeletal muscle-like
Exons: 8
Coding region: 65-610 (181 amino acids)
Biological process (GO): skeletal muscle contraction; cardiac muscle contraction
Cellular component (GO): troponin complex
Source: RefSeq, a predicted model, not a curated record
GACUGAGUGUAAAAUCACCGACUGUAUAAGAUUUGAUAAGCAGCAGGGUCCCAGAACUGCAGCUAUGUCUGAAGCAGCUCCGAAACCAAAGCCCAAAAUCUCUGCAUCUCGCAGACUCUUCUUGAAGACCAAACUCCUAAAGAAGGCCAUGGUCAUGCUGGAGAGCGAAAAGCAAACGAGAAAAGACGAACGAGAGAGAAUCCUCACUGAGAAAGUGCCGUCCCUUCAACUGUCAGGCCUGUCUGUGCAGGAUCUACAGAAUCUUUGCAAAGAGCUCCACCAGAAGAUUGAUGUGGUUGAUGAAGAGCGAUACGACGUUGCUUCUAAAGUGUCAAAAAAUGACACCGAGAUACAAGACCUGAGUCAGAAGAUCUAUGAGCUGAAGGGCAAGAUGAAGAGGCCAAACCUGAAGAGGGUGCGCGUGUCCGCUGACGCCAUGCUGGGAGCCCUGCUGGGUGCAAAGGUCAAAGAGUCGGUGGACUUCAAGGCCAACCUCAAGACUGUGAAGAAAGAGGAGGAGAAGAAAGAGGAAGUGACCGACUGGCGUAAGAACGUGGACGCCAUGUCUGGGAUGGAGGGAAGGAAGAAGCUGUUUGAUGCUGGCCAGUAGAUCUAAAGUAAACACGGAUGCUCUGGAGCCGCAGGUGUCACUUUAUUAUGGCAGGAUAAAUGACGACCACUUUAAGUGUUGAUUUCGGCACAAGUUCAUGUUACGAGUGUUUGUGUAACUGUAACUGAACACGCAGUGUUGACUUCAAGUGCAAUGAACAGACACGUCAUGAAAGCAUAUGUAUGUUUUGUUCUUGUAGUUAGAAUCUUAUAUAUGCAUGCACGCAGCAGCACUUCACAUGUAAUCUUGCUUCUUGACCUGAUGUAUGAGAACAUCCAUAAUACUCACAGGAAUUGCAGAUGGAUUUUAUGAUUUAAAACAAGAAAAGAAAAAUCAUAUUUGUCCUAUUUAAAAGAAUGAAUGCACAUUCCAGGGGCAGCUAAUGUUCUAGUCAGCUAUUCAUGGAGUCAUGUCAAUGUGGGCGUCCUUGAAAAUCACUGUGGUAUCAACCUUAUUUAUU